Molecule: messenger RNA, 1143 nt
Organism: Penicillium expansum
Lineage: Eukaryota; Fungi; Ascomycota; Eurotiomycetes; Eurotiales; Aspergillaceae
Exons: 3
Coding region: 1-1143 (380 amino acids)
Source: RefSeq, a predicted model, not a curated record
AUGGAGAGCCUGGCUGGCAAGAGAAUCUCGUAUACGGCUAAUUCACUGCAUCUUUCGCUCGAAUGUCUUCAGCUCAUUUUAUUUGAUCGUCAGCCAAUAUUCGGGCAGCAUGAACUCCCCAAGGAGUUCCCAUGUCGUCAAUCACUGUGGUGUCGCAGGGAUGCUGACGAUUUCGUCCAUCUGUACCAGUCCGAUCAAAAUCUACCACCAACUCCAUCCACCCAACUUGAUGUUAAGAAAUCCAGUGAAAUUAUGGCAGGAAUGGAUGCUUAUCGCCGAAAUCUCUCCAUGUUGUCUCUUUACAGCGAGGAGAGAUUGUUCCUUGACAAAAUGUCAUAUUCUUCCAUCUGGAAAUCAAGCCUAAGUUCCCAAGUGACUGGCGUGCCAGUUCAGGAGCAAGCGACCCAUCUUAUAUCAACCCCUUCAGCCCUGCGCGCAAUGAUGUUUCAGUCGAUGGACGAAGUAUUCGUGGCCAUUCCUACCUCAGCUAAACCCGACUAUAUUGCCGCUCGAGAUGUCAUUCAUCAUGUACUAUGCCUUCUCCGGCUAGUAUCGCUUCACGUGCUUGAGUCAUUCUCAGGGUGGCAAGGUGAGGAGGCUGAAGUCGAUACGUCAACAAGUCACAUGAAAUAUUGGAUGGAAAAUAAUGCAUCUAGUGCCAGGAAAUGUCUGUGGCAUGCUGUAUGUGUUUUCAGCACAUUGAAAGCCAAGCAGAAAUUUGCCUGCCAUGAUCCUCUCUGUUUCCUGAUUGCUUUCUUCUAUAUAUGGGCAUUCGACACGCUCGUGGUCGCUUCUGAACUCGAAAAGCCGCAAGCUUCAACCAAGGAGGUUCGCUUGUUAGACACCAGGGAAAUUCAGAUUUGGAUCGCUGAAGGCCCAAAUACUCAGCUCAAUUUGGUUGGGGUCGGCAAUCUGACAGGCAAGGAAAGCUCCUUGCGUCUGCUUGCCGAGGUGAGCCAAAUCUUCUCAAAACGCAAGUCCUGGUCUGGGCUUUGCCGUGGCCUUGGAUCUGCAGUUGAUCAAAUCUUGAGAAAACAGCCAACUCCGCAGGGAGUUCCUGAAGUGGCCCCUGCUACCGCUACGGUCCUUGCUACGGCUCCUCCUACGGCCCCUCAGGGAGACAGCAAUACCCAAGUGGCAUGA